CAUGAUCCCAGAAUUCCGUUCUCUCGUCGUCGAGAAGGUGACAGGGGACAGAAGCUAUGGCUGCGUACCUUACACAUCAACAAAAGGUGCUUAGACUUUACAAAAAGUCUCUAAGGCACCUCGAAUCGUGGUGUGUGUUUAGGGACAAAUAUCGCUUCUAUGCUUGUCUGCUGAGGGCACGGUUUGAUGACGGCAAGAGUGAGAAGGACAUGGCUAAAGCCACUUUGAUGCUUAAAGCCGGAGAGGAGGAAUUCUGGGCUAACCAGCAUCCUCAGCCCUACCUCUUCCCAGACUCUCCUGGAGGGACUUCUUAUGAGAGAUAUGAGUGCUAUAAGGUCCCUGAAUGGUGCUUGGACCAUUGGCAUCCCUCUGAAAAAGCUAUGUAUCCUGACUAUUUCUCCAAGAGGGAGCAGUGGAAGAAACUCCGUGCUCAGUCAUGGGAGAAGGAGGUCCAGCAGCUGCAGGACGAGACCCCUGCCGAUGGCCCCAAGAGCGAGGCCCUUCCUCCAGCCAGGAAGGAGGGAGACCUCCCCCCUCUGUGGUGGCAGUUUGUCACCCGCCCUAGGGAGCGCCCAAUGUAAGAGUGCAGAUCGGUGCUGGCCAGUGACUUUGCCAUUGCAUGUCUUGAGACUAGGAUGCAUUUCAAACCAUGACACUGGCCCUGAACAAAUGUAAUGUUCAUUUACCAGUUUGGUCAGAGGGAGAACACCGCCACUUACCUGUAGAAACCUGUAUUAGCAUACCUGCUAUUUCUGUUGACUGGUGAAUAAGUUGAAGAAAUUAUAAAUAAAUGUAUAUUGUAAAAUCCUA
This is a messenger RNA of Alosa alosa (allis shad), 810 nucleotides long. It is a transcript of the gene ndufb9, whose product is annotated as NADH:ubiquinone oxidoreductase subunit B9. Gene Ontology annotation, biological process: mitochondrial electron transport, NADH to ubiquinone. Bases 57 to 581 code for a protein of 174 amino acids. The transcript has 4 exons. The record is from RefSeq and is a predicted model, not a curated record. NCBI's taxonomy places the organism in Eukaryota, Metazoa, Chordata, Actinopteri, Clupeiformes, Clupeidae.